CAUUUCUCCGUCUUCCAACCAUUCUUCAUCAACCUUGAAUAAUUCCUCGUUUUCCAAGAACCUAUUUGAGAUCUCGACCCAAAAAAGAAACCCCGUUUCGGAUUUUCCAACAACAAUGCUUUUGAGGCCCGUUUUAGCACUCCCAUUCUCGACCCUCCAAGGGAAUGGCCAUGGCAGUUUUAGUAAGACUUUCUUGUCCAACUUUUCUCUGAGUUCUGAAAAGGGAAAGAAAUUUGUGGCUUCUGCGUCGAGAGAACAAGAUUUUGUGGUGUUCAGGCCAUUUGAGGAGGUUGAGAAAGAUUCUCUUCUUGUUCCGUUGAACCCUCAACUUUCCCUUGCUCGUCACCGAUUUUCUGAUGUGUGUGAAGCCGCCAUUAACGAGCAGAUUAAUGUGGAAUACAACGUCUCGUAUGUGUACCACGCCAUGUUUGCGUACUUUGAUAGGGACAACAUUGCUCUGAAGGGCCUCGCCAAGUUUUUCGAGAAGUCCAGUGAGGAAGAAAGAGAGCAUGCUGUGAAGUUAAUUAGAUAUCAGAACAUUCGCGGAGGAAGAGUAAAGCUGCAUUCCAUAGUACCGCCCUUCUCAGAGUUCGAGCAUGAAGAAAAAGGAGAUGCAUUAUAUGCAAUGGAACUUGCACUGGCUUUGGAGAAGUUGACAAAUGAAAAACUUUUAAGCUUGCACAGAGUGGCGGAGACGAAAAAUGAUCCUCAAAUGUCAGAUUUUAUUGAGAGUGAAUUUCUAACUGAGCAGGUUGAGUCCAUUAAGAAGAUUGCAGAAUAUGUAGCUCAACUGAGGUUGGUUGGGAAGGGCCAUGGAGUAUGGCACUUUGAUCAGAAGCUCCUCCAUGAUGAUGAUGCUGCAUGAUGGACAACUACAUUGCUUGUAGUACUUUGGAUUUUACGCUGAAGUUCCGAUAGUUUAUUGUAUAAUUACUAUGCAGAAAGGCAGAUUUCUUCUGUAAAAACAUGUAUUACUGUUCAGACAAGGUGUUUGGCACUGAUUUAUCUCAUACCAUAUAACAUAUUAAACUACUAGACAUAGAGUUUGGUAUUGAUUCAUCUUGUGCCAUUUUGAUCUUUUUGAUUUGUGGAAUCUUGUGAAACUAGACAAUAUAACUUUUUUUUACUGAGAUCAACAUAUAUGAGCUUUUUCUGGAUCAA
Messenger RNA from Morus notabilis, 1161 nucleotides. Its product is annotated as ferritin-3, chloroplastic. Gene Ontology annotation, cellular component: cytoplasm. The transcript has 8 exons. Lineage: Eukaryota; Viridiplantae; Streptophyta; Magnoliopsida; Rosales; Moraceae. Gene Ontology annotation, molecular function: ferrous iron binding; ferric iron binding. Bases 116 to 865 code for a protein of 249 amino acids. The record is from RefSeq and is a predicted model, not a curated record. Gene Ontology annotation, biological process: iron ion transport; intracellular iron ion homeostasis.